Monopterus albus (swamp eel) is the source of this 2704-nucleotide messenger RNA. It is a transcript of the gene fbln1, whose product is annotated as fibulin 1. Gene Ontology annotation, cellular component: extracellular region. Lineage: Eukaryota; Metazoa; Chordata; Actinopteri; Synbranchiformes; Synbranchidae. Bases 176 to 2254 code for a protein of 692 amino acids. Gene Ontology annotation, molecular function: peptidase activator activity; calcium ion binding. The record is from RefSeq and is a predicted model, not a curated record. The transcript has 17 exons. Gene Ontology annotation, biological process: extracellular matrix organization.
UCCUCCACAAACUGCGACUCACUCAAGUCCAUCACAUCCUCCACUUUUCCACGAAGUCAGACUUUUUUUAACGGAACUCUGCUGUGUAUUCACACAUCCUGUAGAACAGCCAGCAUCGGGAAGCUCAGAGCACUCGGAUACUUUUCCCCCCUCAGCUGUAAAAUCUCUUCAUUCAAUGGGUCCGUGCGUGUUGCUGCUCUGCUCUGUGUUCGGAGCUCUCCUUGGCCAAGAAGUAGAGCAGAUCUCAGUAGAGGACUGCUGUAAGGAUGGACAGAAGCAUGGAAAAGACAACGAAGACUGUGCAUCCCUCCCGCUCAUCUCUGAGUCAACCAUAUGCAGGAUAGUGCAGGAACAGUGCUGUGUAACAGUGCUUGAGGAUAACAUGUGCACCACUGGUAUCAACAUGGCCAAAAACCAAGGAGUCUGCGAUUCCUUAUACACCAACACCUGCGAGACCAAGACUACAAAGUUGUGCUGUGACUGUUGUUUGCUGGGGAAGGCAGUCCAGGCGAAGGGCCAACCGUGUAAUCACACCCUGUCUGUGGGUUACCAGUGUGGCCUGGUGUCCCGGGAUUGCUGUAAGGAUGGAAGCUCGGCCCACCAGACUGCGUCCACAGGACAAACAGAAUUAUCAAACAAGGAUGAAACCAGCGAAAAUGGAGAGAAUUUAGUCUUAAGUGAUCAGUGCAAAGGGAAAUGUGCUCAUCGCUGUGUUGGUGUUGACACUUGUGCCUGCUUAAAAGGCUACAAACUCAAACCAGAUGGAAAGAGCUGUGAGGAUAUCAACGAGUGUUUGUUGGGAGCCAGCAACUGUCGGACAGGAGAGCGUUGUAUCAACACAGAGGGCUCAUUCCGCUGUCAGAGAGAGGUCAGCUGUGGGACUGGCUAUGAGCUCACCGAUAACAACAAUUGCAAGGAUAUUGAUGAAUGUGAGACUGGCAUCCAUAACUGUGGUCCAGAGUUUGAGUGCCAAAACACCCAGGGGUCAUUCCGCUGUCUCCCCAAGGUCAAGUGUGGAACCGGCUAUAUCCAGGAUGCUCUGGGCAUCUGCAUUGACAUCAAUGAAUGUGUUAGCCAGACAAGCCCAUGCCAGAGAGGGCAGUUCUGUAUCAACACAGCUGGCUCCUACAUCUGUCAGAGGAAUGUUGUUAACUGUGGUCGAGGAUACCACCUGAACGAAGAGGGCACGCGCUGUGUAGAUAUUGAUGAAUGCAAAGGGCCUGAAACGUUCUGUAAAGGUCAUAGUUGUGUCAACCAGAUGGGCUCCUAUCGCUGUGAUUGUGAAGGUGGCUACAUCUUCAACAGCAUGAGCCGAGAUUGUGAGGAUAUUAAUGAAUGCAUGCACUACCCUGGCCGCCUGUGUGCUCACAAAUGUGAGAACACAUUGGGAUCGUACAAGUGUGCCUGCACCACAGGCUUCAAACUAGCCAGCGAUGGCAGGAAUUGUGAUGAUGUGAAUGAAUGUGAGGACAACCCAUGCAGUCAAGAGUGUGCCAAUGUGUACGGCUCGUACCAGUGUUACUGUCGCCGGGGCUACCAGCUUAGUGACAUAGAUGGCGUGACUUGUGAAGAUAUAGAUGAGUGUGCCCUGCCAACUGGGGGUCAUAUUUGCGCCUAUCGCUGUCAUAACACCCCUGGCAGUUUCCACUGUUCCUGUCCUGUCACUGGCUACACCUUGGCACCCAAUGGGCGCAGCUGCCAGGAUAUUGAUGAAUGCUUGACGGGAACACACACGUGCACAGUGGAUCAGAGGUGCUUUAAUAUACAGGGAGGAUUCAGAUGCCUUUCCAUACAGUGUCCAAAUAACUACCGGCGCAUUGGAGGGACAGGGCCAAGGCUUGAAAGCUCGGACAACAUUCGCUGUAUGAAGACCUGUCAGCCCAAUGAUAUUGCCUGUGUUCUGGACCCCAUACACUCAGUGUCCCACACCUUUAUCUCCUUGCCCACCUUCAGGGAGUUCAUAAGGCCAGAGGAGUUUGUUUUCCUGAGAACCAUGGUGAAGGCUUAUGGAUCCUAUCACUUGGACAGUUAUGACGUCAAGUUUGACAUCCUGGAGGGCAACGUGGAAAACGCCUUUGACGUCAUCAAGCGGAUAGAGGAUGGAUUGUAUGUAGGUGUUGUUCGCCAGGUGAAGCCUCUGAUUGGACCUUUGACUACAGUACUCAAACUGUCCAUGCUCAUCCUGGUAAAUCAAGGUGACUCCAGCCAAAACAUUGUCAACGUUCACAUCUUUGUCUCUGAGUUCUGGUUCUGAGGGGUGUCUGCCAGAUUUUAUCACAUAUAUUAAGACAUCCCUUGUCAACACUGUACACAUUGAUUUUAUUAUUAUCAAUGCAUAGAUCAGUGUCGAGGUUUUAAUGUUACUGUGUUUGAUUACUUUUGAUAGUUUCUGAGAUGAAAGUCUACUAGCUGCUUCUGAUGAGAACACUAAACUUUGUUUUGAUGACAAGCUCAGCCUAAAGUGCACAGUGUUGGGUCUGGCAUGAUGAAAUCUAAAUAUGGUGAAGCUAUAUAUUAUAAAAAAACAAAACUCUUAAGAAAUCAGAGGAACUUUUAAAUUGAAAGUGCAUGUAUUUAGAAGGGUCAUUAAAGGAUAUGAUGACUGAAUUCAACAAUAUUCUCUUCAUGGCAUUAUAAGCCUUUGAUUUUGUAACAUUCACUUUUCCUGUCUCGCUGCAUGCAUUGAAUGAGGUUUCCCCUCUAU